AUGGCGGCUACACUUGCGCAGACCACGUUAUCAAAGACCUCCCUACAAUCGCUAGCUGUGCCUUCCGCAUUUCCCGGUCACAUUGGACAGAAAAAUAUCUUCAAGAAGUCUGAAGCAUGCUCCCUGUCCACAUCCUGGUUCGACGAGGAGGCGUUCCUCCGUGCGGUCUCCGCGGGUAGCAACGUGAUCCCCAUUUCCCGCCGCAUUUUCAGCGACCAUCUGACUCCUGUCCUCGCUUACCGCUGCCUCGUUAAGGAGGACGACCGCGACGCCCCAAGCUUCCUCUUCGAGUCUGUCGAAACCGCCAACGACGGCCGGGCGAGAUCCGGUCGCUACUCGUACGUGGGAGCGCAGCCAGCGCUGGAGGUGGUGGCGAGGGGGGUGGGCCCAGUGUCAGUGGUGAACCAUGACCUUGGGAAGAGGGAGACGAUCGAGGGCAAGGACCCGCUGCAGGUGGUGCAGGACCUCUCGGCCACCUGGAAGCCAGCUGCCUGCGACUCUCUGCCCAACUCCUUCUGCGGUGGCUGGGUGGGGUACACGUCAUACGACUCGGUGCGCUAUGUGGAGUCCAAGAAGCUUCCUUUCUCCUCUGCACCAAUGGAUGAUCGCCACCUGCCAGACGUGCACCUGAGCCUGUACAACGAUGUGGUGGUGUUCGACCAUGUCACCAAGAUAGUGCACGUGGUGUGCUGGGUGCACGUAGACGACUACCCCUCCGCCUCUGACGCAUUCUCGUCGGGCCUCUCCCGCCUCUCCACUCUAGUCGACUGCCUGCAGCCCGCUUCAGCCCCCGUGCUGCCGGCAGGUUCAGUGAAUCUGGACACGAGGCAGCAGGGCCCGCCCGCUCAGUCCACGAUGACGCGGGAGCAGUUUGAGGCGGCGGUGCUGUCUUCAAAGGAGAACAUCCUGGCGGGGGACAUUUUUCAGAUCGUGCUCAGCCAGAGGUUCGAGAGAAGGACCUUUGCGGAUCCGUUUGAGGUGUACCGGGCUCUGAGGAUCGUCAACCCCAGCCCUUAUCUGGCUUACCUGCAGGCACGUGGCUCCAUCCUAGUGGCUUCAAGUCCUGAAAUCCUCUGCCGAAUCUCAGGCUCGACUGUGGUGAACCGGCCGCUAGCGGGGACGAGGAGGAGGGGGCAGACGGCAGAGGAGGACUUGGCUCUGGAAGAGGAUCUCCUGGCGGAUGAGAAGGAGGUGGCUGAGCAUGUCAUGCUCGUGGACCUGGGGCGGAACGAUGUGGGGAAGGUGUCGGUGGCGGGGUCAGUGGUGGUGGAGAAGCUAAUGGAGAGUGACUCAGGUAUAGCUGGCUUCCGCUUGCUGCGGUCACGGGGCAGCUCCCCUCCCACCUCACCUGCUGGGACGCCCAGCGUGCCACGCACUUUCCCCUUGAUUUUGUCCCCUCGACCCCUCUCCACCACCCUCCACCACCCUCUAACCCUCUUGCUUCCACCAACAGGUCACGGGCCGCUUUUCCCCCACCUCACCUGCUGGAACGCCCUGCUUUCCACCCACUUCCCUGUAUUGUCUCUUCUUCCCCUCCCCAUCCCUCUCCACCCCUCUCCACCCCUCUCCACUUCUCUCCACCUCUCUCCCACCCCCCUCCACCUCUCUCCACUCCUCUCCACCCAUUCGCAGGUCACGGGGAAGCUGCUCCCGCAACUCACCUGCUGGGACGCUCUGCGUGCCGCCCUCCCUGUGGGCACCGUCAGUGGCGCACCAAAGGUGCGAGCAAUGGAGUUGAUAGACGAGUUGGAGGUGACUCGCCGAGGCCCCUACGCGGGGGGCAUUGGGUACGUGUCGUUCGCUGGCAACAUGGAUUUCGCCCUCGCCCUCCGCACCAUGGUCUUCCCCACCUCUUCUGCUAGCCGCUCCGACACCCUCUUUGCUUACAACAGCAGCAGUGGUAGUAACAGUGGCAGUGGCAAGGGUGGUGGGGCAGGGGCGGGGUUGAAGCGGCGGCAGGAGUGGGUGGUGCAUGUGCAGGCGGGGGCGGGCGUGGUGGCGGACAGUGUGCCGGCAGCGGAGUGGCAGGAGACAGUCAACAAGGCUGCUGCUCUCGGCCGCGCCAUCGACCUCGCUGAGUCCGCCUUUGUGCACGCUGACAGGGAGUAG
Molecule: messenger RNA, 2109 nt
Organism: Closterium sp. Naga37s-1
Lineage: Eukaryota; Viridiplantae; Streptophyta; Zygnematophyceae; Desmidiales; Closteriaceae
Source: the annotation of a GenBank genome assembly